This is a messenger RNA of Octodon degus (degu), 3215 nucleotides long. It is a transcript of the gene Rad51b, whose product is annotated as RAD51 paralog B. The record is from RefSeq and is a predicted model, not a curated record. The transcript is spliced from 11 exons. NCBI's taxonomy places the organism in Eukaryota, Metazoa, Chordata, Mammalia, Rodentia, Octodontidae. The coding region runs from base 151 to 1203 and encodes 350 amino acids. Gene Ontology annotation, biological process: double-strand break repair via homologous recombination. Gene Ontology annotation, molecular function: DNA binding; ATP-dependent DNA damage sensor activity; ATP binding. Gene Ontology annotation, cellular component: Rad51B-Rad51C-Rad51D-XRCC2 complex.
UUGAAAGUUGGAUCCUGCAGACCCGGUACGGGAAAGUUUUCUGUGGCAGAAGUUGUGGGGAGUGGGUGUGUUCAUUAUUCCUGCUGCCUCCUGGCCCGUGAAUGUUAAUAUCGAGGUGGUUCUUCUUUUUUUUCCUCUGGAUCUGAAGUCAUGAGUAACAAGAAACUAAGACGAGUGGGUUUAUCACAAGAACUGUGUGAUCGGCUGAGCAGACAACAGAUUGUUACCUGUCGGGACUUCUUAUGUCUUUCCCCACUGGAGCUUAUGAAGAUGACGGGUCUGAGUUAUGGAGGUGUCCAUGAACUUCUGUGCUUGGUCAGCAGGGCUUGUGCCCCACAGAUGAAAACGGCUUAUGGGAUAAAGACACAGAGGUCUGCUGAUCUCUCACCAGGUUUCUUAACCACAACUCUCUCUGCUUUGGAUGAAGCCCUGCAUGGUGGUGUCGCUUGUGGGUCCCUCACAGAGAUUACAGGUCCCCCAGGUUGUGGUAAAACCCAGUUUUGUAUAAUGAUGAGUGUGUUGGCUACGUUACCCACCAACAUGGGAGGAUUAGAAGGAGCUGUUGUGUAUAUUGACACAGAGUCAGCAUUCAGUGCCGAACGACUGAUAGAAAUAGCAAAAGCCCGUUUUCCUAGAUAUUUUAACAGUGAAGAAAAAUUACUUUUGACAAGUACCAAAGUUUAUGUUUACCGAGAACUUACCUGUGAAGAAGUUCUACAAAGGAUUGAAUCUUUGGAAGAAGAAAUUAUUUCAAAAAGAGUUAAAAUUGUGAUUAUUGACUCCAUUGCUUCUGUGGUCAGAAAGGAAUUUGAUACACAACUUCUAGGCAAUAUGAAAGAAAGGAACAAAUUUUUGGCCAAAGGAGCAUCUUUAUUGAAGUAUUUGGCUGAGGAAUUUUCAAUCCCGGUUAUCUUGACGAAUCAAAUUACAACGCAUCUGAGCAGAGCCCUGGCUUCUCAGGCAGACCUGGUGUCUCCAGCUGGUGAUUUGUCCCUGUCUGAAGGUGCUUCUGGAUCCAGCUGUGUGACUGCUGCACUAGGAAACACCUGGAGUCACAAUGUGAACACCCGACUGAUCCUCCAGUACCUCAGUUCAGAGAAAAGACAGAUUCUCAUCGCCAAGUCCCCGCUGGCUCCCUUCACCUCAUUUGUCUACACCAUCAAGGCAGAGGGCCUGGUUCUUGAAGGCCAACAGAGGCCAUAAGAUACUGUGACCUUUGUCUACAGCUGCUGGGGGCACGAUUUGUGCAAUGAAGCAGGAUCUCGCAGCUUGGAAGAAGGAAACGGAAGCCAACAUAAUGGGGAUUAAUUAGUUGAUUGGUGUUGAGAUGGUAACAGACUUGCUCCUAGACCAUUGAGCUGGGAUUUUAGACCUAGCAGAGAAGGUGUAGGUGAAGAAGCUUUUGUUCAGAGCUCUGAUGUGUGGGGCUGAGGGAUUUGCCACCAAGGGAUGUCAACAACCAUAAUAAUAAUAAUUUGCACUUAUAUAGCACCUUUCAACUAGGCACCUCAGAGCAGUUUAACCACAUUAAUUAAUUAAAGUCCACAAUCCCCCCGGGGGGAGGAGGAGGAGGAGGAGGGCUAACAAGAUCUGUAAUUACAGGAGGAACAUUUCCGAAUAAAGUAUUGUCCACCACAUAAAAAGAGUAGGAGUAAAGGAAUUGGGGGUCUCCAGACAGCAAGUGAUUCAGAAAUGAAAUCACUGAAUGAUGGGGGAUGUUGGGGGUGGGCAGGCAUGGGGGUGGGGGGCUGCUCUUGUGUCAGGAAGGUUGAUGGCCUGAGAACUCACUGACAGGUUUGGAAGCACAGAGAAACAGAGCAUGUAGGGUAUUAUUGGUGUUUGGAAGAUCAUUAGUGGCAUAACGAUUGUAGUGUAAGUUCACAUCUCACUGGCAUAUUGUGUAUAGCCUUGCAAAACAAAAAGUGAGAUUCAUGCAGUAUUAAAGGAUGAAAUGAUUUCUUUAGAUGUAAAGCCCAAUUAGCAAAUAAAUCCAUUGGGAACCCAUGGGAGAGUGUCUCUGUUUCUACUGCCAAGAGGUUUUUGACCAGAGCAGCAGGCUGGGUGCAGUGCAAGGUCUGGGGCUUCAGCCCUUCCUGGUCAAGCAGGAAAUCUUCCUAGCCUUGCCCACUGGGACCCUCCUAUCCAAGCUCUGAAUGCAAACCUUCUGCCACAGAGUCGGCUGUGCCUGCUCCCUCUGCAAAGAUGUUAAGUGCCUCGGCGAGGACAAGCAAGCCACAUCCUACUUCCUACCACUGCCCAACAGAGUACUGUGUACACAGCCAGCAGAGAGCAAUGAAGAAUGAUCGACUGUCUGAGUCCAUUUCAGCAGCUCAGUCUUUGCUAAACACACACCAGAUGCUCAGGGAAGCCAAAAAGGAAUAGGACACAUGCCCUGUCCUCAAGAAAAGUACUACAAAAUGAGUAGCUAUGUUACAAUGCAGAAUAAGAUAAAGUAACAGCACAGAUGCACACCCAAGCCCCACACCACAAGGACAGGAGAGGGACAUCUCCCUGGCCCGGAGCCAACCAAGGAGAGUGAGUAUUCCUGGCAAUAGCAGGUGUGCUGGGCAUCGGAGAGAAGAAGAAAAGAUCUGUGUAGGCCUGGAAGUGGUGGGACAACAAAUUCUUGAGGCUAAGGCCAGGUGUCUCCCUCUGAUGGAGGAAGAACUUGUGGUCUCCCCAGAAUAUGUAUGAAAAAAAUCAAGCUGAGUUUUGAAACUAAUGAAAUGUACAUUUCCCAUGAAUUCUCAUGGCAUGAAUUGCAUCAGAUGUGAAAGAGUAUUCGAGAAGUUAUUGAUGGGGCUCAGGGCACGCUAUCCCAAAAGAAAGGAAAAUAGCAAAAGCAACUGUCAGUAGUAUCUCCUGGCUCUCUCUCCCUAAGCAGGUCAUAAAACCUAGCUGUCCUUCCCCUGAAGCAGAUCAUAAAACCUUCAUUCCAGAGGUGCCCUCCCUAUACCCAGAGGAAAGGAAUGUCCUUAUCUCUGAAGACACAGGGAGGCAGAAAAGCAUAUGAACAAACAGGACUUGCUACGCCUCCAUUUAUUAUCAUGAGCUCAUGCCCAUCUGUCUUCCAGUCCCACUUCUGCAUGACUGUCCAAUCCUCAUCCACCCUCAGCAUGAGAUUGCACAGCCUGCCCUGUGUCUCUGAGCAUUCAUUUAUGAGGGUCCCCUUGCUAUAGCAAACUCAUGUCAAAUAAAUGUACAUGCUUUUGGGG